AAAGCAAGAGUGACUGAAUUGUCCUGCAACAUUUCAUGCAGAACUAGUGGCUGAAACAUUAGUAAUGGACCCCCGGUAUUUUGCUCAAGACGUCCUUAGGUGUGACCUCUGUGAAAGUAAGGUUGUACAAAGUCACUGUGAGCUUUGUCAUAUCAACUUGUGUAAGGCCUGUGUAGGAGAGCAUCUCUCUGAUUCAACCAAAAAACAUAGAGUCGUACCAUAUAAAGAUAGAACCUAGACUCCUAACUAUCCAAAAUGUCCAAAGCAUUCCAAGAACUGUGAACUUUACUGUGACCAAUGUGACAAUCCUGUCUGUUCUACCUGCAUUUCCUUAGGCAAUCAUAGAGGACAUCAUUUAUCAGAUGUUUUACAAAACAUCAUCUCCAAAAUAAAAGACUUAAAAAAAGAUUUAAAAGAACUUGAGACAAAAAUUUAUCCCAAAUAUGAAGAAAUUGCAUCUGACAUGAAAAACAAAAAAGACAACUUGGAAACACACUACAGGAAACUGACAACAGCUGUCACAAAACAAGGAGAGGACUGGCACAGAGAAAUUAACAUCAUUGUCAACAAUCGAAAAUCUGAAAUUGAUGAGAUGAAAACUCAACACUUUGCUGUUUUAAAUAAACAGGAAAACGAAAUCAAACACAUUACUGCAGAAGUGAAACAGUGCAUACUUGAUCUGAAGGAAAUACUGGAAUCCAAUGAAGUGUCCCUAGCCUCAGCUUACAAAUCCAGAAAUGCUGAAUUCAGAUGUUUACCUCCAGACCUCAACGUUUCAUUACCAACUUUCUCUCCUCAUCAGAUCAACACAGAACAGCUCCAUCAAAUGUUUGGCUCUCUGUCAACAUUAUCAAUUACAACCGAAGAAUGCGGUUACACAAUCAAACCACUUCUUGAUGAACCGGAGCUUAUCACUAGCAUAGACACUGGAUAUGACAAACUUUACAGUGUUACCUGCCUGAAUGAUGAGGAAAUAUGGACACAUGGAAAUGACAAAAUCAUGAAACUCUACAGCCUCAAGGGUAAAUUACUGACAUCAAUCAAAACCAAGUCUAAGAUUAAUCCACGUGACAUAGCGGUGACAAGGAGCGGUGAUCUAGUUUAUACUGAUACUGAUAAAAGAACUGUAAACAUAGUGAAGAAUAAACAGACACAGGAAGUGAUCAGACUAUAUGGGUGGAAGCCUUUCUUUGUCUGUAGUACCUCCUCUGAUGACCUCCUUGUUACCAUGAACAGUGAUGAUGACACACAUCCAAAGGUUGUCCGUUACUCUGGCUCAAUUGAGAAUCAAACCAUUCAGUUUGAUAGUGAAGGGGAACCUCUUUAUUUAUUUGGUUCUAUUACAUAUAUCAGUGAGAACAGAAACUUGGAUAUCUGUGUGGCCGACAACAUGGCCAAAGCAGUAGUGGUGGUCAAUCAGGCAGGAAAAUUUCGAUUUAGAUACACUGGUCAUUCCUCUAACAAGGGAUCAUUUUAUCCUCUCGGCAUCACAACAGACAGCCAAAGUCACAUCCUGACAGCAGACUAUUACAACCACUGUAUCCACAUCCUAGAUCAGGAUGGAAAGUUUCUCCAUUACAUUAAUAACUGUGAUCUAGAUAGUCCAUGGGGUUUAUGUGUAGACACCAGUGAUAACCUAUUUGUGACUGAGAAUAUCAAACUUGAGAUUAGAAUUUUCCCAAAAUAUGAAAAAAUUGCAUCAGGCAUAAAAACGAAGAAGGAAAUCUUGGAAACACACUACAGUCAAUUAAUAACAGCCGUCACUAAACAAGGAGAAGACUGGCACAGAGAAAUUAACAUAAUUGUCAACACAUUGAAAUCUGAAAUUGAUGACAUGAAAUCUAUCAGCCUGGCUUCCCUAAAUAAAAAGGAAAACGAAAUCAAACACAUUGCUGCAGAAGUGAAUCAGUGCAUACUUGAUCUGAAAAAAAUACUGGGCUCAAAUGAUAUUUCCUUAGACUCUGAAUACAAAUCAAGGAAUGCGGAAUUCAGAUGUCUACCACCAGACCUCAACGUAUCAUUACCAAAUUUUUCUCCUCAUCAGAUCAACACAGAACAGUUCCAUCACAUGCUUGGUUCUCUGUCAGCAUUAUCCAUUACAACAGAAGAAAGCUUUUACACAAUCAAACCACUGAUUGAUGAACCAGAGCUUAUCGCCACCAUAGACACUGGGCAUUUCAGACUAUACAGUGUUAUCUGUCUCAGUGAUAAAGAAAUCUGGACAAUUGGAAAUGACAAAAUCAUGAAACUCUACAACCUCAAGGGUAAACGACUGAAGUCAGUCAAAACCAAGUCAGGGAACAUACCAUGUGACAUAGCAGUGACAAGGAGUGGAGAUCUAGUUUAUACUGACCCUGAUACAAGAACUGUAAAUAUUGUGAAGAAUAAACAGAUACAUGAAGUGAUCACACUACGGGGGUGGAUACCUCGCUAUGUCUGUAGUACUUCCUCUGGUGAAUUUCUGGUAACCAUGGUCAGUGAUGAUAAUAAACAAUCAAAAGUUGUCGGUUACUCGGGCUCUAUAGAAAAACAAACCAUUCAGUAUGACAGUGAAGGUAAACCUCUGUAUUCAUCUAAUUACCUUAAAUACAUUAGUGAGAACAGGAACCUGGAUAUCUGUGUGGCUUACUAUAAAGCCCGUGCUGUAGUGGUGGUUAAUCAGGCAGGAAAUCUUCGAUUCAGAUACAAUGGUCAUCCCUGUACUACCAAGAGAUCAUUUUACCCAUUCAGCAUCACAACAGACAGCCAUAGUCAGAUUCUGACAGCAGACUAUUAUAACCACUGUAUCCACAUCAUAGACCAGGACGGACAGUUCCUCCGUUACAUUGAUAAAUGUGAUCUACGGCUUCCACUUGGUUUAUGUGUUGACACCAGAGACAACCUCUUUGUGUCUGAGUAUUUCAGUGGUAAAGUGAAAAAAAUCAAAUACAUGUAAACACUGCAUUAUUUCAAGAAAUGACCGUGAAUAAGAUUAAGUUAUGCACUGUGAGUUAAAAUUCGUCUGACUUAGGACAUAUAAAUUCCAAUUAUAAGUAGUACAUCCACCUUAUAAAAUGUUUUGAAUGUCUGUUGAUUUUAGAGAAAAAAGUUACUAUCAAAUGUAUUAAAAUAAUGACUAUAAUUCUUGGCCAAAUCA
Messenger RNA from Saccostrea cuccullata (small rock oyster), 3136 nucleotides. RefSeq names its product tripartite motif-containing protein 2-like. Gene Ontology annotation, molecular function: zinc ion binding; protein binding; ubiquitin protein ligase activity. Lineage: Eukaryota; Metazoa; Mollusca; Bivalvia; Ostreida; Ostreidae. The transcript has 3 exons. Gene Ontology annotation, biological process: protein polyubiquitination; proteasome-mediated ubiquitin-dependent protein catabolic process. The record is from RefSeq and is a predicted model, not a curated record.